Messenger RNA from Phoenix dactylifera (date palm), 1433 nucleotides. Its product is annotated as GRAS family protein RAD1-like. The record is from RefSeq and is a predicted model, not a curated record. Lineage: Eukaryota; Viridiplantae; Streptophyta; Magnoliopsida; Arecales; Arecaceae.
UCGAUGCUGAUGCCAUGGCAGCGAGCCAUGGCAACAAUGGCAAGCAAUCCAACUGCCUCCGAAAGCUCCAAUUCCGCGACCAUGUCAAAACUUACAAGCAGAAGUUUUGGGCCUUGGAGGCGCUUGAGGAGCCGGCAGAGGGUGAUCACCUGGUUGUCGAAGAAGGAGGCGGCGGCAAUGGCGAUGGCGAUGGCGAUGGCGAUGGCAUGCGCUUGGUGCAGCUGCUGAUAUCAUGCGCUGAGGCCGUCGCCUGCCGUGACCGAGUGCAGGCGUCGGCCUUGCUCCAUGAGCUGAAGGCCAAUGCCUUGGUCUUGGGCACGUCGUUCCAGCGCGUGGCGUCGUGCUUCGUGCAGGGCUUAUCCGACCGCCUCGCGCUGGUCCAGCCGCUCGGGGCUGUCGGCAUUAUUGGCCCUGCAACAGUCCCCGCCAUGGCCGCCGACAGGAAGGAGGAGGCCUUGGGACUGGCCUACGAGCUGUGCCCCUUCCUCCGGUUCGGGCACUUCGUGGCAAAUGCCUCCAUCUUGGAAGCCUUUGAGGGAGAGAAUUUGGUCCAUGUAGUGGACCUGGGCAUGACCCUGGGCCUGCCCCACGGCCAUCAAUGGCGAAAGCUCAUCGACAGCCUCGCCGACCGAACUGGCCCCCCGCCCCGGCGCAUCCGCAUCACCGGCGUCGGCGCUCCGGGCGCUCGGCUUAAAGCCAUCGGCGAUGAGCUCGAGACCUACGCUCGGAAGCUCGGAAUAAACCUCGAGUUCUUUGCCGUCGAGCGGAACUUGGAGAAUCUGACGCCCGAGGACCUGGAGCUCGAUGAAGGGGAGGCUCUCGUCGUCAACAGCAUGCUCCAACUGCACUGUGUCGUCAAGGAGAGCCGAGGAGCCCUCAACUCGGUGCUCCAAAUGAUUCACGAGCUAUCGCCGAGGAUGCUUGUCCUGGUGGAGCAAGACGCGAGCCACAACGGCCCGUUCUUCCUCGGGAGGUUCAUGGAGGCGCUGCACUACUACUCGGCCAUCUUCGACUCGCUGGAUGCAAUGCUGCCGAGGUACGACACCAAGCGCGCCAAGGUGGAGCAGUUCUACUUCGCGGAGGAGAUCAAGAACAUCGUGAGCUGCGAGGGGCCGGCGAGGGUGGAGAGGCAUGAGAGGGUGGACCAGUGGCGCCGCAGGAUGAGCCGGGCCGGGUUCCAGCCGGCACCGAUCAAGAAGAUGGCUCAGGCCAAGCAGUGGCUCGACAAGGUUGAGGCCUGCGAGGGUUACACCAUUGCCGAGGAAAAGGGCUGCUUGGUGCUCGGGUGGAAGUCCAAGCCCAUCGUCGCCGCUUCUUGCUGGAAAUGCCAUCUCGGCGACUAGCAUUGCUUUGAUCGUAGAAUGAGAGUCCUGGUAACGAGUACUACUAGCUUAAAAAGCAAACUCUGCUUCGGUUGGAGAGACUGGAGUGUG